AAAUGUGCUAUUGCCUCAGCUCCUGCGUUUGGCCCGAUGCUUACACUUGCUACUAACAUACUGAUGUGGAUGAGUGUUGUGCUGGAUGAGUCAUUAAAGCAGUUGGAGGAAAUGUAUGAUAUCCGGAAAGAAUCGAUGGUGCCAGGUCCUCCAAUGCUGCUGCCAUGACCUUCGUAAACGUGCGUGGAGCUGAUGACAGACCAAAUGGAAGGGCUACGAACUGCCAAUGCUGCCCAUUCACGUAGAAUCUGAGGAAGCCAUGAUGCGCUGGGUGGAUCGGUAUGUGAAGAUAUGCGUCCUUGAUGUCUAUGACAGUCAUGAACUCGUUUUCUUCCAUGGAUGAUAGAACCGACUGAAUCGAUUCCAUUUUGAAAUGGCAUUUUCUGACGAAGGGAUUGAGAUCCUUGAGGUCUAAGACGGGUCUGAGGGAACCGUCUUUCUUGGGAACCAUGAAGAGGGGUUAUUCUACACAGGGCACUUGUUCAGCUGGUGUGCGUUUUUUCUUAGGGGGUACAUUUGUACAGGCCUAAAGGGGGACCCGGCUGUGAUGCACAUUUCAAAUUAGCCGGGCCCCCCUUGACAGCGCUGAACCACCAAAGUCACAUAGAGUCAAAGAUCUGAAGCACCAAUGACCUAAAGCCGUGAACAGACCCGAAGCCGCAAAAAGACUCAAAGCACCGAAGACACAAAGCCGGAGCCACGAAAGGCCCCAAAGCUAUGAAAAGACCUGAGGUUGAAGUCCUGAAGCUACAAACAGACCCGAAGCUAUGAAAGGAGCCUAAGAGACAGCUAACCCUGAAUAUUUUAUUGGACCAUCAAAGACACGUUAAAAUCUGUGACUUCAGCCUGGUAAAGCAGAGCAUCUUUGAUGGCGACCUAACAACUGGCUGGGCCGGAAUCAUGGAAUACAUGGCGCCAGAGAUUCUAAAGAGAAAAGCAUACAAUGCAACAGUAGACUGGUGGUUGUUUGGCGUCACCAUCUGUGAAAUGGCCACUGGUAUGUCACCCUUCAACAACAGUGACACCAAGGAGCUUAUUAAUUCCAUCAAAUUCUGUGAUCCAGAGAUACCUGAUUGGCUGGAUGAAGAUCUAAAACAUCUUCUGGGACAGCCUGUGCCCAGGUGAUGAUGUCAUCAGGUGGCACCUUCCACUAAGCAAGAGACCUCAACCGUUAUGACAGUUGGUGUGACAGCGUCAGAGAGAGAAGAAGCAGAAGAGAGAGAGAGCUCCAGUGGAUUUCAAGAGAAUAUGAAGAGAAUACAUUCUAAUUCCAUCGAUUCGGAUCCCCCACCUUCAAAGGAGAAGAAGAGAAGAGAAGACCAUGAAGAAGAGCAAGAAGAAAGCCAGAAAGAGAAGAUAGAGAGCAGUUUGGAGGAACAGCUAUCAGAGAAGGGCUGCAGGGAGGAGAGCAUACCCUCUGGUUUCAAAGAUUCUGACCCCCAGCCCUCAAAGGUGAAGAAAAGAAAAGAAGACCAUGAAGAAGAGGGAGAAGAAAACCAGAAGGAGAGGAGAGAGAGCAGUUUGGAGAAACAGCUGCCAGAGAAGGGCUGCAGGGAGGAGAGCAUACCCUCUGGUUUCAAAGAUUCAGACCCCCAGCCCUCAAAGGUGAAGAAAAGAAGAAAAGAACAUGGAGAAGAAAACCAGAAGGAGAAGAGAGAGAGCAGCUUGGAGAAACAGCUGCCAGGUAAGGGCUGCAGGGAGGAGAGCAUACCUUCUGUUCUCAAAGAUUCAGAUCCGCAGUCCUCAAAGGUGAAGAAAAGUAAAGACCACGAAGAAGAGGAAGGAAAAAAACAGAAGAAGAAGAGAGAGAGGAGUGUAGAUGACCAUCUGCAAGUUGAGUGCUACAGGGAGAAGAAACGGAGAAGGCAGGAGACUGAUGAAGGAGAAGCUGGACCUGUGAGUGUAGAAGCUCAACCUUCAAGGCUAAACCCGCUCCGUAUCUCCAGUUACAACUUCUACUCUAAGUUGGGAGCAGGAGGAUAUGGCAAAGUAAUGCUGGCUUCGUUAGGAGACAGGAGGCCAUAUGUGGCUGUAAAAUCUGUCGGCAAACGAGAGCUCCCAGAUUACAGCAGCCUUCUCUCAGAGUCUCAAGUGCUGAACAUCGGCAGACACAGCCCAUUUCUUUGCCAAGGCUUUGCCGCUUUUCAAACCCAGUGGCAUGCCUUCUUUGUAAUGGAGUACCUGAGUGGGGGAAGCCUUGAGGAUGAGCUGAAGCGACACGGGACGCUGCCCAUAGAGAGAGUACAGUUCCAUUCUGCGGAGAUGAUUUGCGGCCUACAAUACCUGCACGGCCUCGGGAUUAUCCAUCGAGACAUCAAACCCAUGAAUGUUCUAUUGGACCAUCAAGGACACGUUAAAAUCUGUGACUUUGGCCUGGCAAAGCAAAGCAUCUUUGAUGGUGACCUAACAACUGGCCGGGCCGGAACCAUAGAAUACAUGGCGCCAGAGAUGCUGAACAGAAAAACAUACAAUGCAGCAGUAGACUGGUGGUCAUUUGGCAUCACCAUCUGCAAAAUAACCACUGGAAUGUCACCGUUUCACAACAGCGGGAACAUGGAUCAGCUCAUUUGUUCCAUCAAAAACCAUGAACCCAAUAUACCCGACUGGCUGGAUGAAGAUCUAAAACAUCUUCUGGGGCAGCUACUAGAAAAGAAUCGGAAGCAACGCCUUGGUGUUCGAGGAAACAUCAGAUGCCACCCAUUCUACAAAGCUAUCGAUUGGGCGGCGCUGGAAGAGGAAAGAUUGCAACCCCCUUACCAGCCGAGAACACCACCACCAGACCUAUUCCAGCCGUGUAAAGAGAAGCUGUCAUUCCUGGAGUACAAGGAGGAUGAAGGAACAUCAGGGGGCAGUGACACCAUUCCCGGCUUCUCAUUUCAAAGUUCCACCUGGCUGACGUAAGUAUGUGUAGGCGUUUAAUCCAGCCAAUAAAAACAAUUUCCUAUUCCAUCAGCACAGGUUUUAUGGGACAGUGGACAUGAUUGUGGGCUGCAAGAACUUUUCCGCUUGCUGCAUGAAGGCCAGAUCAUCUCUUGCGAUUCCUGCUUCAAACAUCGGCUCCACCUUCACCUGGGAUUCCAUCUUCCAGGGUAUGAGACUGCUGGGUAACAUCAGGCCUAGAAUUAUGAGGGGCAGUCACUCAUUUGGCACAUCACACGUAAGUAUAGGUGGGUAUCUUUAUGUGAGCGAAUGUGUGAGUGAACGUGAGAUAUGAAAGGAUAAGGGUGUAACAGAAGGAAAGCAGAGUCUAAGAUCACAGCCUGCUUUGUCUUCCUGCACAUCAUGUCUAUGGAACCAAUACCCUGUUAGUUAUUUAUAUAGUUCUAAAGUUCUCAUAGUUGGGUAGAAAUCCAGAUCAAGGGUUUUUUUCCAUCUGAAGAAAGAUGGGGGUUUUUUUUUACCUUGUCCUGGAAGUUAGUUAUUUAUAUAGCUCUAUAGUACUCAUAGUUGUGUAGAAAUCCAGAUCAAGGGUUUUUUCCCAUCUGAAGUAAGAUGGGGUUUUUUACCUUGUCCUGGUAGUUUUGAUGUUAAAUGAGCAAAGGGUGGGCCAUAGACACGUGCAGUUUAAGCCUCGUUUGUUGUCUUUGUUUGUCACGUUUGUCCUGUUGUGUGAGGCGUUACACC
Messenger RNA from Xenopus laevis (African clawed frog), 3624 nucleotides. Its product is annotated as serine/threonine-protein kinase Sgk2-like. The record is from RefSeq and is a predicted model, not a curated record. Lineage: Eukaryota; Metazoa; Chordata; Amphibia; Anura; Pipidae. The coding region runs from base 1174 to 2901 and encodes 575 amino acids. The transcript is spliced from 16 exons.